AUGAUCAAGUAUUUUGAAGGUUACAAGCCUGUUAUAAUUACAAGGAGAGUUACUUGGCAACUUCCUUUCCAAGGAUGGUACAAAUGCAAUAUAGAUGGUGCAUCAAGGGGUAAUCCAGGCCCUAGCUCACUUGGAUUCUGUGUGAGGAAUGAUGAAGGGGACCUAAUUUAUGCAAGGGAAGUCGACUUGGGGGAGACAACAAAUGUAGCAGCUGAGGCUAGGGCCAUUGUUCAAGGGCUGGAAUAUUUUGUUGAACAUAACCUUCACCCUCUCAUUUUGGAGACAGAUUCAUUAGUGAUGAAGAAGGUGAUUGAAGGGGAAUACUGCCUGAACCUGUUCUUUUGGGCUACUGAUAAGUACAGGCUAAGAGAUCAAAAUGCAAUGGUCUCACAUGAGUACAUAGCACACAAAAAGGAAGCCGAAUCUGCACAUUUGUUCCUUCAUCUGUUUCACAACCCAUUUCUUAUGCAUGACCUUAGUGUUGAGGGAGCAGAUGACAAACUUUCUGAAUGGUUUUUGCUAGAAUGGAACUCAUUGGAUCAACAUGAAAGAUGGGGAGAUUUUGCUAAUUUCAAUCGAUUGGUGUAG
Messenger RNA from Nicotiana attenuata, 588 nucleotides. RefSeq lists its product as uncharacterized. Gene Ontology annotation, molecular function: RNA-DNA hybrid ribonuclease activity; nucleic acid binding. NCBI's taxonomy places the organism in Eukaryota, Viridiplantae, Streptophyta, Magnoliopsida, Solanales, Solanaceae. The transcript has 3 exons. The coding region runs from base 1 to 588 and encodes 195 amino acids. The record is from RefSeq and is a predicted model, not a curated record.